Messenger RNA from Thunnus maccoyii (southern bluefin tuna), 2573 nucleotides. RefSeq names its product solute carrier family 4 member 1 adaptor protein. Lineage: Eukaryota; Metazoa; Chordata; Actinopteri; Scombriformes; Scombridae. The transcript has 14 exons. The record is from RefSeq and is a predicted model, not a curated record. Gene Ontology annotation, molecular function: mRNA binding; protein binding. The coding region runs from base 95 to 2542 and encodes 815 amino acids.
UUUUCUUUCAAUGAUACAUUUGUAGAGUAUACUUAUUCUUGGUUUUUUUUGAGAGUUUCAUAGAGGCUUAAAAGAGCCCGGGCAAAGUUCACAGAUGCACCACUUAAACAUGGCCGCCUCGCCGCCGUCAGACGUGAGCGUGAAAAAUAAAGAUGAAGACAUGAACUCUGCCAUGGAAACGGACGAGUGCUUGGCUACUGAGAAUGGGGGCGACGCUGAAAAGAAAGACUUGUCGCAAACUGAACCAGAAACAGAGGAGCCUUUUAAAAAACCGGCUUUUUUCGCCAUUAAACGCGGCAACGUCACAGCUCCGUCCAAAGCUGCCGCGGUAGAAACACGAAGCAUAAAAGAAAACAACAAAGCUCAGGAUGGAGACACUGCUGCGGAUGCACCUGUAGAGCCUGCAGGUGAGAGCAAAACCUCCAAAAAGGGGCAAGAAGAGAACAAAAAGGAUAAAGACAAAGAGGUCGCUCCUGUCAAAAGUAAACCAGAAGCUAAACCGAGGGUGCUUCCUGCUAAAGGCCCCCCAGCUGGCAAAUUCCCUCCGCUCCCAUACACAGAGCCGUCCUGGGGGGGCAAGGCUCCAGAUGACUCGUAUUCCCUUGAAAUCCUCAAGAACGGCACCAUAGUAGACACGGUGCACCUUACACACACGAGCUACUUUGUGGUUGGGCGAUUACCUGUGUGUGACGUCUCUCUGGAGCAUCCCUCCAUCUCCAGGUACCAUGCCGUGAUUCAGUACCGCGGGCAGCCGGGGGAGGGACAGUCUGCCGGGGAGGAGAGGGGGUUUUAUAUCCAGGACCUGGGCAGCACACACGGCACCGUGGUGAACAAGAACAGGAUCCCCCCGAAGACCUACAUCAGGCUCCGUGUUGGACAUGUGUUAAAGUUCGGUGGGAGCACGAGGCUCUUUAUCCUGCAGGGUCCAGACUUUGAUGAGGAAGAGGAGUCUGAGCUGACAGUGACAGAGCUGAGGGAGAGAGCCAGGAAACAGAAGGCAGAGCUGGAGAAGAGGAUGAUGGGAGACGGUUCUGACAACGAAGAUGACGACGGGGAGGAGGAGGAGGAAAACGCGGAAGGCAAAAGCAAGAAGGGCCAGAGCAAAAUGUCGAGUGAAGAUUCAGGCUGUUCUUGGGGAAUGGACGAGGAGGUGCUCCCAGAGGAAGACGAGAACGAGGAAAACCCUUUUUCAACCGAGUUCCAUGAAGACCAGGAAGCUGCCUACCUGAAAGACCCCAAAAAGGCUUUGCAGGGCUUCUACGACAGGGAAGGGGAGGAGCUGGAGUUUGAGUAUGAAGACAAAAGCCACGGCAGCUGGCUCUGCAGAAUAAAGCUGCCUGUGGACGAUGCCAUGGGGAGACAGCUGGUUGCCGAGGUGACCCACACAGGGAAGAAGAAAGACGCAGCUGUCCAGUGCUGCCUGGAGGCCUGUCGAAUGCUGGAAGCCAGAGGGCUGCUGCGCCAGGAAGCAGUGUCCCGCAAGCGCAAAAAGAAGAACUGGGAAGACGAGGAUUACUAUGACAGUGACGAUGACACCUUCCUGGACCGGACUGGCACUGUUGAGAGGAAGAGGCAAGAGCGGAUGAAAAAAGCGGGAAAGAUUGAGGAGCGGCCUGAGACCUAUGAAUCAUUGGUGGCCAAACUGUCAGAGGUGGAGAAGGAGUUGGCAGAGACACAGAAAAAGCUCAGUGCUGAUGUCAAAGACUCGUCCGGCUCUUCCACUGAGGACACCCUGGAUGCUUUCAUGGUCGCGGUGCGGAGCGAGGCGGCGAUGGAUGCCGUGGAGCGCAGGAAGCUUCACGUGCACAUCGCUGACCUGCGCAAAGACGCCCAGCGGCUCCGCAAACUGGUGGAACUCACACGUCCCGCGCAGAUGCCCUCCCUGCUCCCCAGUGGUAGCUCAGAGAAACCUAAGAGGACCUUACCACUGUUUGGAGCCAUGAAGGGAGGAAGCAAAUUCAAACUGAAGACUGGUACCAUCGGGAAGUUGCCUCCUAAGCGUCCAAACUUGCCCGCAGAGCUCUUCAACAUGAGAGAGCUUCCACCCAGCGGAGAGGAGGAAGAGGAAGAGGAAGAAGAGGAGCAGGAGGAGGCUGAGAAAAAUGAGGACGACGAUGAUGAUGAUAAAGAGUGUGCAGGUAUCACUGAGCCUUACAUUGACUCUGAAGAGUCCAACACCUCCGUAUCCCGAGAGAGAUCCCCCUCAGGACAGCACAGAGAGCAGCCGGCACCGACUCAACAGACGAAGGAACAAAGCCACAAACGGAGGAGAGACAACCAGUCUGUUGAAGCAGCAGAGCAGGUUCCUCCACAGAGCAGCAAACAGGCCCCGACCCCAUCCGGCACAGAGUCCAAAGCAGAAGGAGACACACAGCCCGGCCCCAGAAAGGCAGUAAAGAAGAAAGUCAUGGGCCCCAGCAGGCCACCUGUGCAGCUCUCAGGACAGUAUCCAGAGGACGAUCCUGAUUAUUGUGUCUGGGUGCCUCCUGCAGGUCAGACCGGAGAUGGCCGCACACACCUAAAUGAAAAGUUCGGCUACUGAGAGGAAACAUAAGAGCAGAUAAAAAAAAAUU